Messenger RNA from Cordyceps fumosorosea ARSEF 2679, 3813 nucleotides. RefSeq names its product Zinc finger domain-containing protein, PHD-finger. Gene Ontology annotation, cellular component: Rpd3S complex. The record is from RefSeq and is a predicted model, not a curated record. NCBI's taxonomy places the organism in Eukaryota, Fungi, Ascomycota, Sordariomycetes, Hypocreales, Cordycipitaceae. Gene Ontology annotation, biological process: regulation of transcription by RNA polymerase II. The transcript has 6 exons. The coding region runs from base 1 to 3813 and encodes 1270 amino acids.
AUGUCGUCGAGCACGAGAACCACGCGCUCGCGCUUCUCCAGCCCGGCGCAUCAGGGAGGAGCCGUCCGCUCGUCGCUCGAGGCGGCCUCGCGGCCAGCGCCUGCCUUUGAUGGCUCGCGGUCCUUCAUGCAGCGGUGGCUGGAGCCGUCGGUGCAGUCCAAGGCCAGCUACGAGGAGGCCGGGCUGAUGCGCGUCGGCGUGCUGGAGGGCAUGGCGCCACUCGGAGUCCCGCCGAAGCCCAAGAGGCCAGAGAACGGCAACGGCGGCGGCAGCAGCCACGGCGUGCGCAGGGUGAUUCUCAGGACGGGAGGCCUGAACAGGGACAAGAGCGGCGCAGGCAGCGGCGCGGAGAGCCUGGCGGCGGCUGCGCUGUCCUCUUCCUCGUCGGUGUCGGGCAACGUGGUGGUGGGCAGAAAACGCGCGGCUUCGCCGGAAGUGCGCCCGACGGCCGCGUCGUCGCGCCGGUCGCUGCCUGCCAAGGGACUGGCCAAGAAAAACGUUGAAGACGACGAAGAGUAUAAUCCCGGUGGAAGCCGGCGCAAGAAGUCCGCGAGACGGUCGCAGGCAGCGGCCGUGGCUCUGCCCAAGACUCAGGAGACGCAGGGCGCCGCCGACGGGGACCAGGCGGCCCCAGCGCUCUCACCAGGCCUAAAACACUAUCCUACGGCAUGGGCUCUCAGGACUCUGUAUGAUGAAAAGUCCCAAGAUCCCGAGUUUGACUCGAUGGUGACGGACGUUCUGCAGCAAACCGCAGACGAUGACACGCUUGAUGAGUUUUCCAAGCACAUUGGGGGCAAGAAGGGGCGCGUGAACCGGACAGACGGCGGUGACGGCGAGGACAGCGGCGACUGCUACUACUUUGCGCCGCCCUCGACAGCGACCGCCAGUCGCCAGCUUCAGGCGCAAAAAGUGGUGAGGAAGCCGACGGAUGCGCAGUACGGCGAGCUGGUUGGGGACAGUGAGGAUGAGGAGGAGCUGGAGGAGCCCGAGGAGUUGCAGUCCCCGGCGGCCUCGGGAUGGGGCCCCGGCGGCGAAGGGAAAGGCGAGAUGGCUACGACUAUGACGGGGGAUGGCGAGAGAAGGGCUGCGAAAAAGGCCAAGACAUGGCACUCGUCCUCGUCUGCGCAGCCAAGGGUCAACGGCACCACGGAGGAAAACGAUGGGGCGGCCACCACGGCAACGGAGGGAGGCUCAGGGGAUCCCACGCCACCGCGCAAACGCCGACGGCGCAACUCGGGAUCGAGCGAGUCGUCGCUAUCGUCGGCGAUGACGCUGCCGUCACCUGAGAUGCGCAGCAAAGUUGCGGCAGCCAGUAUUGGUGUGACUGGUGAAGGCGUGGGUGGUGGUGGAAGUGGAAGUGGAAGUGGCAGUAAUGGUAGGGGGGGGGCCACUCCUGGAACGGAAACUGGAACCACGACUGGAGCCAGCAAAAGCACCAGCAACGGCACCAACCAGAACAGCACCACCACCACCACCACCACCACCAGCACAACCAAGCCCCCCCAAACAAGCCAAAAGCGCAGCAAAACCAACCAAGCUCAAACCAAGCUCAUCAUCACCACCACCACAUCCUCAUCCUCAUCCACCAACCGUCACGCCCAAAGCUCAUCACGACCAAUCAUCGCCCCCCCGGCAAGGACUCCUGCCGACUUUACCCUCCGACCUCCCCCCCAGUCCAACCCCAUCAUCAUUACUUCAUCACAGCCAAGUUCGCCUCCCACAUCACCUACCGCACACGGCUACUCAUCCAGGACGCGCAAGGCUGGCAUGCCCGGUCGGCUGGCCGCCCUGUCGGAUCCGCCGUCUCACCCGCCGCAGCCCAAGGCGAGGGCCACCAGGUCGAGGGCAGCAGCGGCACCCGCACAGUCUGAUGCAGCGGCCAUGCAGCACAACGCCGACGCCGUCCAGCGCGAGGGGGCGGACGAUGAGGAUCGCGCCGCCAACGACGCCGUCUGGGAAAGGCUUCGCGAGGCGCGAAACGUCACAAACAGCUACAAGGUCGUCGAGAGCGCCGUCCGCGGCCCCCAGCAGCCGCCGACGCGCGCCACCACGCCCGUCGGCAGGACCAGGAAGUCUUCUCGUCGCUCCCUCGCCGCCAGCAGCAGCAACCUGCCGCCGCCCACCACCCGCACCACGCGAUCCGCGUCUAAGCGUCCAAGCGACCAGCUUGAUGAGACGGUGUCGCCGAUUCCAUUUUCCUUGACGGCCGGCGACGACAGCUCCACGGUGGGAGGCGGAUCGCGUGCCGUCACGCCAACCGGCCAGCGACAGUCCAAGCGACCCAAGGGACUGCGCGUCAAGUCCUCGCCUGUGAAAAAGAGCGGCGGGCCCGCGGGAGGACUUCCGAGAUUGGCGAGUGAAGGCCAGUCUUCAUUCCGAGCUGGCACGCCCAAGGACCCGGCGACGGACAAUGAUGAGUUCUGCUCAGCCUGUGGCAACGCCGGCGACGUCCUCUGCUGCGACGGCUGUCCCAGAUCGUUCCACUUUGAGUGCGUCAACCUUGCUCAGGACGAGGACCUGCCCGAUGAUUGGUACUGCAACGAGUGCAUCGUGCGCCGGUUCCCUUCGCGCGUCCCCAUUCACAAGGGAGCCUUUGCCUCGGCCCUGAACAACCUGGAGAAGAGCAUACCCCGUGCCUUUAGCCUACCCAAGCGCAUCCAAAAUCGCUUUGAGGGUGUCAAGGCUGGUCCUGAUGGCGAUUACGAAGAGAUUGCCGGCAAACCCGCCAAGAAGCGGACGGGCUACGAUGAGAUGCCCGAUCUAUUCAAGCAGCGGGAUGACAACCAGCCGGUACUCUGCCACGCCUGCCAAAAAGCAUCCGACGACACCAGGGCCAUCAUUCCCUGCAGCCUGUGCCCGUAUUAUUGGCACCUCGACUGUCUGGACCCUCCCUUGGCCGUGCCCCCAGUUCUCAAGACGUGGCGGUGUCCAGCUCACAUGGACGAUGUCCUGGCCGAUGCGCCGCGCCUCGCGCCAGCCCACAAGUUCCGCAAGGUCAAGAAUGCCCAGCCCAUCACACCCAUCUUUAGCAGGGGCAAUAAAAACAAUGGCCACAUUGAGAUUGACUGGAGCGACGAGCCGGAGCCGCUCAAGGACGCGGGCUGGCCCGAUCCUCUAUCCUUUGGCCGCACAUACAAGGUGUCCUCCAAGGGUAUCAUUCUUGACUUUAUCGAGCAACUUCGGAAACAAGGCGCAGGCUACGGCGCGCGUCAAGAUGAGCAGAAAUGGGUGCCUUACCCGUCGCCCGCGCCGCAGGAGGGCGGUGACUCCGGCCCACUUCUCGGCUCGGCCAUGGGCCGUCGCGUCGACGAGAUGCAGGCGUCGCUCAACCUUAUUGGUCUCCGGCAGGAGCGGCCGCCCUCGGACGGAGUCGGCCAGCUGACGUCGGCGCUGCUCUCGGCCGCCGACGACAACAUGCUCAACCUCAUGGCGCGCGGAAGCGCCGACAACAUGGCCCUGGCCCUCGGCGGCAGCGGCGGCCGUGGUACUCAGCAGUUGACGGACGGCGACCGUCUCGGCCUUCGCGCCAUGCUCGCCCAGAUGGACGCGAUGAGCAGCCGCAUCCGCGAGGUCCUCGGUGGCGACCCCGAUGUCAAGCCGCAGCAACAGCACGUGUCUAGCAUGCCCACGCCGGAUCCUACCGCCGCCACUACGCCGCCGCCGCGCCAUCUAGACGAUGACGACGUCGUUCCGAGCAGUAGCCCGAUUGCGCCCAAGAAGGAGGAGGACUCCGUCGCGAACAUGGCCGCACUUUCGGAGCCGACGCCGCCGCUGACGAUUGAGAAUGCCGACGGCGUCAUGGAUCUCGACUAG